AGUUUCUAACUUACAUCAGUUUGCAACAUUAAAAGAUAUCAUUUGAAGUGUUUGGGCAGCAAAAUGAGCGACACGAACGCCACAACAACUGACGCCGAGGGCGAGGAGGUUAAUACACUCGAGCAAUCGACAAUAACCAUGGUCGACGUUCUCGAGCAGGAGAAGGAAAUGGAAGACGAGUACGCCGCGGUGUUGGGCGCCUCCGAUGAAAAGGCCUGCACCUAUGCCAAGGGUCCCAUUCAGCGGCAGGCCCUGUACUCCUGCCUCACCUGCUGCCCCGAGGCUCGCACGGAUCUGGCCAAGUGCGCUGGCGUCUGCCUGGCCUGCUCCUAUCGCUGCCACGAAAACCACGAACUGGUGGAGCUCUACACCAAGCGGAACUUCCGCUGCGACUGUCCGACACUGCGGCUGGGCGCAGUCAAGCGCUGCUGCCUCAAUCCUCAGCUGGAGGGACCCCAGCCGUCGAACGAUGGAAAUCUUUACAACCAGAAUUUCCAAGGAUUGUACUGCCAAUGCAAGCGUCCGUAUCCGGAUCCAGAGCGCACCACCGAGGAGGUGAUGCUGCAGUGCGCAGUCUGCGAGGACUGGUACCAUUUGCCACACAUGAAGGCGCCCGGGGCAUCUGAGAAGAUGCUCGAUUCGUGCAGCGAAAUGAUCUGCGACACUUGCAUGGAUAAGAAUCAGUUCCUGCGCGACUACACUGCCCUGGCACUGCAGGCAGUCGAAGCCGAAGAGUCCAAAGCAGAUUUAAAAGCGGAUAAAGUCCAGGUCGACGCCGAAGCUGAUUCAAAGCCUGAGCAGACAGAGGAGCCCGCUAGCAAGCGUGUCAAGCUCUCAACUGGGGAUUGUCGUCGCCCAAAUCCGACAAAGAAACACCAGGGUGCCGCCUUCUGGACCAACGACUGGCGCAAAUCGCUUUGCAAGUGCACCGAGUGCCUGGCCCUCUUCAAAGAGUUUGCCGUGGAGUUCCUUUUGGAUGCCGAUGAUUCGGCCAAGGCAUACGAGGAGCGCGGCAUGAAACGUGCCGAGGAGAACUCCAGCUACGAGCAGGGCAUGCGGGCCUUGUCCUCGAUUGACCGCACCCAGCAGAUCGAUGCGAUUACCGAAUACAAUCGCAUGACCGAUAAGCUGAAGGAUUAUCUAAAGGGUUUUGCCUUGAGAGACAAGGUCGUCACCCCAGAGGACAUUAAUGUUUUCUUUACUCGAAUGCGCGACGAGAACAAGCCCAGUGUCGGCCAGCCGCAUUUCUGUCGCUAAAUUGGUGUCCGGUCGCUAUUGCCAGAUAAAGACAGACAUAUUUAAGCUAUAUUGAUCAGUUAUAGUAUUACCACACAUUCCCCAAUACAUCAUCCGUGUAACAUCAUAAA
This is a messenger RNA of Drosophila persimilis, 1367 nucleotides long. RefSeq names its product putative E3 ubiquitin-protein ligase UBR7. Gene Ontology annotation, molecular function: zinc ion binding; ubiquitin protein ligase activity. The record is from RefSeq and is a predicted model, not a curated record. Bases 64 to 1257 code for a protein of 397 amino acids. Lineage: Eukaryota; Metazoa; Arthropoda; Insecta; Diptera; Drosophilidae. The transcript is spliced from 2 exons. Gene Ontology annotation, cellular component: cytoplasm.